CCCUUUUGGUUAUGUGCUCUCCUCACAAUCUCUCUUUAGCCUUUGGUUCCCUUCUUUCGUUUUUAUUGUGAUUCUCCCACCAUUUUUGUUCUUUUGAGUUUUAAAGAUCCAUCAAACUUUAUUAAAGAAAGUAGAACAAAGAGAUAAAAGGGAGGAAGAAAGAACCAUGGUUUUCUCAUCCGUCCCAAGCUUUUUAGAUCCACCAAUUGAUUGGCCACAGUCUGCGAAUUCUAAUAAUCAUCCUCAUCAGCUCCAUCUACAAGAAACUGGAAAUUUAGUUAGUGGUCAUCAAGUACACUCUCACCACUUCCCACAAAACCCUAACCCUAACCACAACCAUGUUGAGACCACAGCCGCCACCACAGUUGAUCCCGCCGGUCUCAUCGGGUCAGCAACCGAGAGAGCGAGGCUAGCUAAGAACUCUCAUCCGCCUGAGGGACCCCUAAACUGCCCUCGAUGUAACUCAGCCAACACCAAGUUCUGUUACUUCAACAACUACAACCUCACGCAGCCACGCCACUUCUGCAAGGCUUGCCGCCGCUACUGGACACAAGGAGGCGCUUUAAGGAACGUCCCUGUUGGUGGUGGCUGCCGGAGAAACAAGAAGGCUAAAACCGGAAAUUCAAAGUCUUCCGCCUCCUCACAGAACAAGCAGUCAACGUCUAUGGUCAACGCUCCAAGUCCUACAACUCCUAGUAGUAUCCAGUUACAAACAAAUAGCCAGCUACCGUUUUUGCCCACUCUACAGAAUUUCACUCAACUCGGUGGGUUUUACCAUGGAGCUAAUACUUCGGGUCCAGUCAUGGCUAACAACAACAAUGAGAAUAACAUAAUGACUUCUCCGGGAUCAGCUAGCCAUUUUGCUAUGUUAAACCGAUCAAUGGGAUUAUAUUCUUUCCCUAAUGAGGGCAACAUGGUAUUAUCUUCUUCCCCAGCUUCUAGGGUUUCUCAAACUGCUCCGGUGAAGAUGGAAGAAACCCAUGUGGGUAGUAUAAGCCGGCCGGUUUCGGGUUUGACAUCUGCGGGUAAUCAAUCCAACCAAUACUGGCCCGGUUUGAGUUUCCCUGGUUCUUCUUCUAACGAUCAGCAGCACCACCUAAUGUGAAGGUUUCAUUGCCGUUGGAUCAUUCAUGAACAUCGUCAAUUCAUGGAGAAACUAAGAGGUAUAUUAGAAUGGGUCUUAUACAAAGCACGGUCGUUGUAUGACAACGAAGUAAUCGUAUUGUGUGAUUAGCACUUGUUGAUGUGUGAGUGUCUGUCGAGUUUGUACUUGUUUAAUUCGUAAUCUUCACUCAAAUUUUAUGAAAUACUGUAAUAACUAACAGAUCUGUAUGUUAUAUUUUAUUUGUUUUAAUGUUGACCUAGCUAUGGCUUAUGUUUCUAAAGUA
Messenger RNA from Eruca vesicaria subsp. sativa (arugula), 1388 nucleotides. NCBI's taxonomy places the organism in Eukaryota, Viridiplantae, Streptophyta, Magnoliopsida, Brassicales, Brassicaceae. The record is from the annotation of a GenBank genome assembly.